AUGACAAGGGAUUGGAAUAAGGUUAUCUGGACUGAUGAGGCAAAGUUGGAGUUAGGAAAGAGGCCAGGGCACAAGAGAGUGGCAAGAUUACCAGGUGAAGAAUUUCUUCCCGAGAACAUACAGCCAACCUUCAAGAGUGGUCACAAAUCCAUCAUGGUAUGGGGGUGUAUUGCACAUGGUGUGAAAGGUCCGCUGAUCAAGCUGGAAUUCCUGCCUGCAACCAUGAGUGAGAAAGGACGAAGACGAGGUGGAGGCUUGGGUGCAAAAGAGAUAGAGCAGCAGCAGAUAUGUCUCAUGCUUGUUGUCGAAGAUGGAGCACUAGCCCACACAAGCCGCCUCGCAAAAUCUGCUCGGUUGAAACUGGGCAUCACACCCCUAACACAUCCUCCAUCUUCACCUGAUCUUAACCCUAUCGAGCCAUUAUGA
Messenger RNA from Heterobasidion irregulare TC 32-1, 426 nucleotides. RefSeq lists its product as uncharacterized. The transcript is spliced from 2 exons. Gene Ontology annotation, molecular function: nucleic acid binding. NCBI's taxonomy places the organism in Eukaryota, Fungi, Basidiomycota, Agaricomycetes, Russulales, Bondarzewiaceae. Bases 1 to 426 code for a protein of 141 amino acids. The record is from RefSeq and is a predicted model, not a curated record.